Messenger RNA from Auxenochlorella protothecoides, 2409 nucleotides. Its product is annotated as N-alpha-acetyltransferase 16, NatA auxiliary subunit. The coding region runs from base 1 to 2409 and encodes 802 amino acids. The record is from RefSeq and is a predicted model, not a curated record. The transcript has 14 exons. Gene Ontology annotation, cellular component: cytoplasm. Gene Ontology annotation, molecular function: protein binding; protein-N-terminal amino-acid acetyltransferase activity. NCBI's taxonomy places the organism in Eukaryota, Viridiplantae, Chlorophyta, Trebouxiophyceae, Chlorellales, Chlorellaceae. Gene Ontology annotation, biological process: N-terminal peptidyl-methionine acetylation.
AUGGCGCCUGGGUCGGUGGAUAUCAACGUGCUGCCCGGCAAGGAGGCCGGCCUGUUCCGCCAGCUGGUGAAGCAGUACGAGACCAAGCAGUACAAGAAGGGGCUGAAGACGGCAGACGCCAUCCUCAAGCGCUUUUCCGAGCAUGGGGAGACGCUGGCCAUGAAAGGGCUGCUCCAGAAUUGCCUGGGACACAAGGAGGUCGCCCUGGACCUCGUCAAACGGGGCGUGAAGAACAACCUGAGGAGCCACGUGUGCUGGCAUGUCUUUGGCCUCAUCCAGCAAUCGGAUGAGAACUUUGACGAGGCCAUGAAGUGCUACAAGAACGCCCUGCGCAUCGACCGCGAGAAUCUGACCAUCCUCAGAGACCUGUCGGUGCUGCAGAUCCAGAUGCGCGACCUACCCGGCUUCCUGGAGACGCGCCAAACGCUGCUGGAGCUCAAGGCCACCAACCGACAGAAUUGGCUGGCCUUUGCCGUGGCGCACCACCUGAAUGGCAACCACGAUGUGGCAGUCAAGGUGCUGGACAGCUAUGGGGCCACCAUGGACGAGGAAGCCGCGGCGCAUGAACCCUACGAGACUAGUGAGGUGCUCCUGUACAAGGCGCAGAUCCUGGAGGAAGGCGGCCAGGCAGAGGAGGCACUGGCGGCCAUCGAUGCGGCGGUCGGCAAGCGCCUGCUCAAGGACAGGCUGGGGGUGCUGACCGGCCGGGCACGCCUGCUCACCAAGCUGGGGCGGACUGAGGAGGCCGAGGGCGUGUACUGGGAGCUGCUGGGAAUCAACCCGGAGAACCACCAGUACCAUGCUGGGUUGCGGACGGCGCUGGGCCUCGACACCCCUGAUGCCCAGCUCACCGCGGAGCAGCGGCAGAGGCUGUCUGACAUCUACGCCCGCCUGCAGCGCAAGUUCCCAAAGAGCACUGCAGCCAAGCGCAUCCCCCUCGACUUUCUGACCGGGGAGGACUUUAAGACGGCAAUCGGCGCCUAUGUACGGCCAUACCUCGUGCGCGGCGUCCCAUCUCUCUUCUCUGACCUGCGGCCGCUGCUUGCCGACCCUGCAAAGUCUGCAGCCCUGGAUGCGCUGUUCGAGGGGCUGGAGGCAUCGCUGGUCGAAGGGCGGGGCCUCCCGCCGCUGGAGACUGCAUCCCCAGCCUCUGCCAUGGCUCCCUCCACCACCGGACCCCCCUCCCCCGAGGACAACCCCCUGGUGUGGGUGCGCCUAUUCCGGGCGCAGGUGGCGAACGUGGCGGGGCGCAGCCGCGAGGCGCUGGCGGCGGUGGACGCCUGCCUGGCCGACUGCCCGGGCCUGCCAGACGCGCUGACCGUGCGGGCGGGGGUUCUGGCGCGCGCCGGCAACCUGGCGGGCGCGGCCGAGGCCGCCGACGCAGCGCGUCGCGCCGACCUGGCUGACCGCUUUGUCAACUGCGCGGCGGUGGCCGCCAUGUUUGCCGCGGGACGCUGCGCCGACGCGGAGGAGACCGCGGCGCUGUUCACGCGGGAGGGCGAGCACACCAACAACCUGUACGACAUGCAGGCGACGUGGUACGAGGUGGCGGCGGGCCGGGCCUACCUGGCCCGCGGUGACCACGGCAAGGCCCUGAAGCGGUUCCUGAAGGUGGUGUCCCACUUCAAGGAGUUCCGGGACGACCAGUUUGACUUCCACAACUACUGCCUGCGCAAGCACACGCUGCGGGCAUAUAUGGAUCUCCUCCGAUUUGAGGACGAGCUGUACUCUCACCCAGCCUACGCCGAGGGCGCCUACGGCGCAAUAGAAACCUACAUUCAACUCCAUGAGGCUGCGACAAAGGCGGCCGCAGCAAAGGCGGAGGCAGCCAAUGGCGCUUCGGCAGAGGAUGCCAAGAAGGCGCGACAGAAGGCCAGGAAAGAGGAGCAGCGGCGAGCCAAGGAGGCCGCCGCUGCCGCUGCAGCGGAACAGGAGGCUGCCAAGAAGGAUGGCAAGCCCGCCGCCAAGGGCAAGAAGGACCCCGACCCGGACGGCGUGCAGCUGGCCGCCGCGGCAGACCCCCUGGGGGAGGCCGCGGCCUUGGUGCAGCGCCUGACGCAGUGCGCGGGCGACCGGCUGCAGACGCAGGCGCUGGCAGCGGAGGUGCAGCUUCUGCGCGGCCGCCUGCUCCUGGCGCUGCAGGCCGUGCAGCGUGCUGAGCGUCUGGCCGGGCCCGGCGACGCGAGCGUGCACCUGCUGGAGGCAGCGGCCGCGUUUGUGGCGGCGGCCUCCCCUGCGGGGGCCGGCCACGACGCCGCGGCGGCGGUGCAUGCGCUGCUGUCCCGGCGCCUGUCCGUCUCUCAAGCCGCGGAGAGCUGGAGGGAGGCGUGCGCGGCAGAGUUCCCGCUUUCCAACCUGUUUUCCCCCUCCUCCCUGGCAGACGGCGUGGCUGCCCUCAGCAUCAAGUAG